This is a messenger RNA of Branchiostoma belcheri (Belcher's lancelet), 2554 nucleotides long. Its product is annotated as potassium channel subfamily K member 1-like. Gene Ontology annotation, molecular function: potassium ion leak channel activity. The transcript is spliced from 8 exons. Lineage: Eukaryota; Metazoa; Chordata; Leptocardii; Amphioxiformes; Branchiostomatidae. The record is from RefSeq and is a predicted model, not a curated record. Bases 787 to 1755 code for a protein of 322 amino acids. Gene Ontology annotation, cellular component: membrane. Gene Ontology annotation, biological process: stabilization of membrane potential; potassium ion transmembrane transport.
UUCUCCGGGCUGGUGCACUACAGGUAAGACGGGGUGUGCGCCCAGAAGGUGUGUGUACGAUUUUGCCCUAUCAGACCUGUCUUCUAUCUGUUGACAGCGUGUUUUCGCUUCGCCGGAUAGGUAAGGAAGUCUUUGUCGUAUUGCCAUUAAAUCAUCGGGGCUAGCAGGACUCAGACAGCGAUACUAGUACCCCCUCGUAAGCACUUUUGAGGUUAGUGAGCAUUCCCUACAUGGUGAGGGCGGUCGUGUGGAUGGACGCAGUAGUCUAGCAAGUGUACGUACGUGUAUUUCUGACUUUCCCACGGUACUAAGAAGACUGGACCUGGAGUCUCUCCAUGAAAACUUGUAGGAAACUGAGGACCGAUAUAAUCUGUAGGUGUGCUGGGUGUAUUGUACAACACAGCACAGCAAGAUCUGACCUCGGACGACGUGCACCCGAGAACCACUGACAAGCUCUCGCCUCCCAAGAAAUGUUGUCAACACUGAAGCUGGUUGCUACGCUACAAGGGAACUAAAAACCGAGACAACGCAAACGUUGAGGUCGACAUAACAUACAUAAAGCGCACUUGGCAUUCUCUAUUUGCAUCUGGAGUGGCGUGUCGGAUGACCGCCGACAUUUUUGACAUGCUUCGGAGGACAGACACGACUGGAACCAAUCACGUCAGGCGUCCUUAAACCCGCGCGUGACGUCAGGCGCACGUCGCUUUCACCUGGGCCGUCACCCCGCUGAAGUUCGUUGCUUUUGAAGUAUUUUCUAGUACGUAAAUCCCAGGUUCUGUCGCCGCCAUGUCGGACACAGAGAAGGAGACAUGUUUCCUCAACAGGCGGACGGCCAGACUGUUGGUGAUCAUCGUUAUUUACACCAUGUACAUUGUCGUGGGCGCGAUCAUCUUCUGUGCUAUAGAAGGGCCGGAGGAGAGGCAGACGGGACAGAGGGUCCGGGAUUUCAGAGCGGGUUUCCUGGAGAAGAACCAGUGUGUGACAGACGCGGAGCUCGAGGAGCUGAUACUGGAGGUGAUCCACGCCACCCACCGCGGCGUGGCGGUCCAGAGGAACGUCACCGGCCCGCCCGCCUGGUCAUUCGCACCCGCUAUGUUCUUCGCCGGGUCAACCAUCACUACUAUAGGUUACGGUCACGUCGUGCCGCUGUCCGACGGCGGGAAGAUCUUCUGCCUGGUGUACUGUACUGUCGGCAUCCCGCUCACCCUGCUGCUGUUCGGCAUGCUCGUCUCCAGGAUGAACACAGUCUCCUACAGCGUCCUCGAAAUGCUGCACAAAAGGUUCGGGGAAAAGGCGGACCCUGGGACGAUGAGGAUAGUACACUUCGCCAUCGUGGCGUCGGUCAGUUGCACGACGGUCAUCUUCCUGCCUGCGCUGGUCUUCACCCUGGUGGAGGUGGACUGGAGCUACUUCGACGCCCUGUACUACUGCAUCAUCUCCCUCACUACCGUGGGGCUGGGAGACUAUGUCCCGGGGGAGAACAUUAUGCAGAAACAACGGGACCUGUACAAGAUCUGCAGCACUGUUUAUCUAGUGUUCGGGCUGGCCGUCAUGCUGUUGGUUCUGGACAACGCCUCGCGCUUCCCGGAGUUCCGAGCCUAUCUGUCGUCCCUCUCAUGUCUGGACGACCAUGCCAUACCGAAAGCCAACGGUACAUCCCCAGAACUGUUGAGGCAGGAGGAACAGGAAGAGGACAUCCAGCUGAAGAACAGCGUGCAGAGGGAUUACAAGUCCCUGGCUGUGGCUGGACACUGACAGACAGAAUAUAUCAUGUAUAAUGUGUAAAGACUCUGGACAUUUGUUAGGUAGCAGGAAUAUGCCUCUCAAUGUUAUGUUUACCUUCAGAAAAAAAGGGGUCAAUGACCUGGACCAGACGCCUGUUACCAUGGUAACCGGUGAUGCAGCAGACAUCAUGUGAAAUGUUGAAUCAUAUUAUGCAGGACAGAGUUGGGUAAGAAUAUUAAGAAUAAAGAGAGCAGUAGUUUGUUGAGCUAGACCGUCCCCAUGUGAUUAUGCAUUUGCUUUGCAAGUGUUAUCCCUCUAGUAUUAUGUUAUAUCACUUCUGUUCUUUGCUGUACGUACUUCUGAAAUGAUGUACAUCUUACUAGUUUUUUUUUUUGUGUGGAACAGUAAUUUAUUUUGCCUUAGGAUAUCUAAGAAUCUCCCAGAAAACAAAAUGACUUCCGUGAAUUACACUUUGUCUUGCAAUUGUUAGAACUGAAUUUCCCAUAUUGAAUUGUAAGAGUACCCAUAUUAGUCUAGCUUAACAAAUAUUCCUGUGUAUUUCACUUUGAGAGUGAAGCACAUUGGAAAUUUAUCAUAUAUAUUUAAAUCAGCUACUUUAAUCUAUCCAAUAAUGCUGAAGAGCACUAAGAGAAUUAAUACAAUAAAAGUGGAAUAAUCUUAUGAUAAAAGUAUGUACUUUGUAAGUUUAGGCUGUGUGUACCAAGUGUUGCAUGUAUUGUGCUUAGGCCACACCAAGUAAAUUUUAUGGAUGACGUCCGCGCGCGCAUUGAUUUUGGCCUGUUCCUAGAAAAAAAACAAGAAAUUCCGU